Molecule: messenger RNA, 606 nt
Organism: Aspergillus pseudoviridinutans
Lineage: Eukaryota; Fungi; Ascomycota; Eurotiomycetes; Eurotiales; Aspergillaceae
Exons: 1
Coding region: 1-606 (201 amino acids)
Source: RefSeq, a predicted model, not a curated record
AUGGAAGAUCUCAGAUGGGAGGAGGAUGAGUUCCUCAACUUUUGGGUCACAUACAACGCCGGAAUCGAGCAUCUUGCUCUUGCGUCCCCAGAGGAUAAUUCUGAGAACGCACAGUCUCCAGCCAAAAAAGAUGCUGGAGCUGAUAACGAAAAUGACCAAGAUCUCAACAACCCUGGACUCGGAAUUGAGCUUCACGACGAUGUCACUGAAAAGGAGAAUAACGGAUGCCACAUUCCGGCCGGAGUCAACCCAGCGACUGAGAACGCGAAUGUUCAAGUCCCAGAGGAAACUGACACUGUAUCCGAAGACAGAGGUGGGGUCCCAGUCGAAUCUGCUGCACCUGACGGUCCAAUGACGCGUGAGGAGAUCAUUCUUAAAUGGCUAUCUGGCCUCAGACAUGACCCUGACCCACUUUUUACUGUGGACGACAGGAGCCCUCAAGAGCUUGACAGCAGGGCGCGCGAUACAGUGGAACAGGAAUGGGGUCAGGGCUGGGCUCGCACUCGACGAGCAACUGGGGUUCCUCGGCAAAUUCCAAACUACCGGUUCUUUGACUACACAAGCGGCACGUACAGCAACUUGCACGGAGCUCCGCCGCCUGAGUAG